AGUGCUCUUGCAGCUUUUCCUUCCCCUUGCUUGCUGCGCUCUGCUACACCACUUGUUACAUUCACCUGGUUUAAUUGCAUAUAUUGCUUGUAAAAUGGCUACAUUAAUCAGGAGGAUUAUCAGCACAACAAAAGCUCCUGCUGCUAUCGGCCCGUACAGCCAAGCAGUAGUGGUAGAUCAGACCAUGUACAUCUCAGGACAGCUGGGGAUGGAUCCUGCCAGUGGAUCCCUGGUGGAAGGGGGUGUUGAGGCCCAAACCAGACAGGCUCUCGUGAACAUGGGUGAAAUCCUUAAAGCUGCGAUGUGUGGUUAUGAGAAUGUUGUCAAAACCACAGUGCUCUUAGCUGACAUGAAUGACUUUACCAGGGUCAACGAUGUUUACAAGCAGUUCUUCACCACUAACUACCCAGCCAGAGCUGCCUACCAGGUUGCUGCUCUUCCCAGAGGUGGACUGGUUGAGAUUGAAGCAGUCGCUGUAUUGGGCCCUCUGACCAAUGCUUCCUAACAAGUACAUCUAUCAAACAAUAAAAAAACUGGAAAACCCCCAAAA
Molecule: messenger RNA, 550 nt
Organism: Siniperca chuatsi (mandarin fish)
Lineage: Eukaryota; Metazoa; Chordata; Actinopteri; Centrarchiformes; Sinipercidae
Product: 2-iminobutanoate/2-iminopropanoate deaminase-like
Exons: 6
Coding region: 95-505 (136 amino acids)
Cellular component (GO): cytosol
Molecular function (GO): deaminase activity
Source: RefSeq, a predicted model, not a curated record